AUCAAAGAGAGAUUGACAGAGAGGGAGAGAGAGACAAGAGAGAGAGAAAGAGAGAGAGCGCGCGAUGUCAAGGCAAGACAUCAGUGUUGCUCCAAGCUAAACUAUUCACCUGCGCUAAGUAUUGUUUUUGCAGCCGGACCUGAGACAAUAUGAAAGGAUCUCCUCGGUCGCAAUUCCUUAUGAAGCAGAACUGCACGAUGAUCAUCUUCAGCAACUGGGGAACUAAACGGAGGGGAGAUUGUCGACGUUCAUCCAUUUUUUCGUCAUGCAUUUUUUAGACAAGGCUAGCCUCUCGUUAUUCUUGUGACGUUGGCUUGUUCAUGCUCCAAAUUGAUUCGUCUUUCUUUUUCGCAAGAAUAGCUGAACCGGUCGCUGGCUCGGUGUUUUCACGCAUUUUCAAUAUUCUCUCUCGGGUUGGAAACUGAGAAGACCACGAUCUGUUCUCGGAGAGAGGACUUCGGUUCCCACCCUUUACUCUCCUGCCGGACUAGACCCAAUUUGUCCAAGCGCAGCAAAGUGCGCGCGGCUCAGCCUGCAUGCAAUCAUUGGUAUACAGACGUUAACUGCGCGUUUCCCAAUUUACACAAACACACGCACACACACACGCACGAACACACACACACACACACAGCUGUAAGAUAGGUAGACAUUUCAAAACAAGCACUUAAAAAACAAGGGGAAGGCUAGUUUUAUAUCUAAUUUGAAACAUUUGGUGACUACAAUAUUCCCACCAUCUGGACAAAAUUGUUGUAGGGGCUACAGAGGGCUAACAACCCUUAAAAUCAUUGCUGAAAUACAAUCACAACUAAAACAUGAGAGAAAUUCGCCAUAGUGGAUCUUCCGUAGGUUACCGAGGAAACGGCAGUGGGAUUGCAAGUCAGCGUGAGGAUUGUGUGUUGAGGGUUGGGGGCGAGGGCACCGGUGCGAGAGGUCUGGGAGAGGCCGGGGACGAAGAGCUCUCACCGCGACUGCCUGCCGCGGAACAGCCGCUGCCUGUGCUGGAGAGCGAGGCUGGAAGGAGGUGGUGGAGAAAUGAACCAUACAUCUAUGAGGAGUUAUAACAGUCGCUGGCUUUGGAUACUUCUCCUGUGAUUUUCGGUUGUAAUAAUUUAAACACGUUUUUCUUGAGUACUAAUCAGUGAGAAGAAAAGGCAACAUAAUUAAUUGUGGUGCAACUUUGUCAUCUUCUGCAGUUGGCAACGAAGACACUUUUGGGUCAUGACAAAUGCAAGUCUAUAUAGCACUUUUUCAAGACAGUGGCACAUUUAGUCACUGCACCUUCUGAAAAUACCCCCUACUCUUACACGUAAAAUGAUAGCCUAUCAAAAGUUAAUGGUAUUAAAAUGGCAUUUCAGAAAAACUAGUAGUAGUUAGAUUUUUAAAAUCUUGUUUUCCUGGAUGCCAAGGUAUAAGAGCCCUAUCAUUUAUUUAUGUGUGUACUGUAUUUGAGCAUUAAAUAUUUAAAAACUGUAGAUUGCCUAUAUUUCCUAUCUAGAGUGUGUGUAUACUAGGUUUACCUAUUUGGCUGUAUUUGCCUUUUAUACCAACAUAUAUUUUAGUGGCUUGGCUGGCAUUGAACAUUUGAGUUGAGAGUUGCCAGAGAUAACUAUUUCUAUUUAGCCAUUAAAGGUGGAUCUAAGAGGUAGACAUACUCUGUAAAAAUACUGUGCUCAAUUAGUGAGAAGUUUCAUACAUUUGAAUGCACCAUUGACAUUAACACAUGCCAUGGCACACAUUCAUUGCCACAACCACUGUCAAUGGAUAGUUACAUGGACACCAAUUUAUUCCGCUACUUCUAGACUUUAGUGCCAACGUGAGGUUGAGGAAUAUUGAUUUUCAGUACGUUGGGCUCCAUGGAAUGUGACCGAAAAGACGGGACAACAAUAUACAACAAACUCUAAACAAGCGGAAUACAAACUCUGAAGUGGACAUUUCAAGGUUGUUCUUGGGUGUGGCUUCGUCAUACGUUUUUCAUUGAGGGGUUUUACUACGACUUUGGAUAGCAACAAAAUAAUUCCCUAGAAGUCUGGAAUCAAAGCACACCUUUCACCUGCCCUAGAUAACGCUCGCGCCCGGCGGAAGAGCAUAGCCACUGGGAAGCAGCCAAGCAUGGAGAUCCCUCCCACUGCCCCCCCUCAACCCUUUCGACAAUCCAGUUUCCUCAGUAGAAGGCUGAAGGGCUCUAUAAAGAGGGCUAAGAGUCAGCCCAAACUGGACCGGACCAGCAGCUUCCGUCACAUGAUCCUCCCCCGCUUCCGCAGUGCCGACCAGGACAGGACGCGUCUGAUGCAGAGUUUCAAAGAGUCCCACUCCCAUGAGUCCUUGCUGUCUCCCAGCAGUGCCGCCGAGGCGCUGGACCUCACCUUGGAUGAGGACGCCAUCAUCAAACCUGUUCACUCAAGCAUCCUGGGACAGGAGUACUGCUUUGAGGUGACUACGGCUUCGGGAACCAAGUGCUUUGCUUGUCGUUCCGCUGCAGAGAGAGACAAAUGGAUUGAGAAUCUUCAGAGAGCCGUCAAACCCAACAAGGACAACAGUCGGAGGGUGGACAAUGUCCUGAAGCUUUGGAUUAUCGAGGCACGGGAGCUCCCAGCCAAGAAACGCUACUACUGCGAGCUCUGCCUGGAUGACAUGCUGUACGCACGCACCACCAGCAAGCCCCGAACUGACACAGUCUUCUGGGGUGAACACUUUGAGUUCAACAACCUGCCUGCUGUCCGGAACCUCCGUCUUCACCUAUACAAGGAGACUGACAAGAAAAGACGCAAGGAAAAGAGCACUUACCUGGGACUGGUCAGCAUUCCCAUCUCAAGCAUCACCGGACGACAGUUUGUCGAACAGUGGUACCCCGUCAUCCAGCCUAGCGUCCUUGCCAAGGGUGGGGGUGUAGGAGGGGGCAAGAUCAUCAAUGCCUCGAUACGCCUCAAAUCACGGUACCAGACCAUGAGCAUCCUGCCCAUGGAGCUGUAUAAGGAGUUUGCAGAGUACGUCACAAAUAACUACCGCACCCUGUGUGCUGUGCUCGAACCGCUACUGAGCGUCAAGAGCAAGGAGGAGGUGGCCUGUGCCCUCGUGCACAUACUGCAGAGCACAGGGAAAGCAAAGGAUUUUCUGUCCGACAUGGCAAUGUGUGAGGUAGACAGGUUCAUCGACCGAGAACACCUUAUCUUCAGAGAGAACACUCUGGCCACCAAAGCCAUAGAAGAGUACCUCAAACUGAUUGGACAUAAGUACCUCAAGGAUGCAAUAGGUGAGUUUAUAAGGGCACUGUAUGAGUCGGAGGAGAACUGCGAGGUGGACCCAAUGAGGACUCCACCGUCGGUCCUCCCAGACCAUCAAGCCAAUCUCCGCAUGUGCUGUGAACUGGCCCUCUGCAAGAUUGUCAACUCCCAUUGUGUGUUCCCACGAGAGCUGAAGGAGGUCUUCGCAUCCUGGAGAGUGCGCUGUGCAGAGAGGGGGCGGGAGGACAUUGCCGACCGUCUCAUCAGCGGCUCCCUCUUCCUGCGCUUCCUGUGUCCAGCUGUCAUGUCCCCCUCGCUGUUUAACCUCACCCAGGAGUACCCUGACGAGCAGACAUCGCGCACGCUCACCCUCAUUGCCAAGGUGGUGCAGAACCUGGCCAACUUCUCCAAGUUUGGCAUUAAAGAGGAGUACAUGUGCUUCAUGAAUGAGUUCCUCGAAAUGGAGUGGGGCUCCAUGCAACAGUUCCUGUAUGAGAUCUCCAACCUGGACAGCGUGAGCAAUGCGGGGGGCUUCGAGGGCUACAUCGACCUGGGCAGGGAGCUGUCCAUACUGCACAGCCUGCUGUGGGAGGUCAUGGCCCAGCUCAGCAAGGAUGCCAUUAUAAAGCUGGGCCCCCUGCCCCGUCUCCUGAAUGACAUCAGCAUGGCCUUGCGCAACCCCCACCUGCAGAGACAGCCCAGCCACCAGACAGACAGGAUCCAGGAGAGACAAACGGACCGGCUGCUCUCGCGGCCCAGCUUCAACAGAGGAGUCUCCUCCGAGUUCCAGAACCUUAUGAUGAGGGACCUGAACAGCUCCAUAGACAUCACUCGCUUGCCUUCCCCUACCUCUGGAGUGCCUGGUGGGGGUAACAUGCCGACCCGUGCUCAGAUGAGUUUCCAGGAGCGCGACCAUCUACAACGAGCCAACUCCAAAGACGUUUUUUAUGUGACCCGCCCUCCCCUGGCCCGCUCCAGCCCUGCCUACUGCACGAGCAGCUCCGACAUCACCGAACCGGACCCUAAGGUGCUCAGUGUCAAUAAAAGCGUGUCUAUGAUGGACCUCCAGGACUCCAGAAUGAACAGCGUGUCUAACCUGCAGUCGGUGGAAAUGCUCAACUCCUCCCAGGCCUCUCUCGCUGGCAUGGGCAGUUUCGGGGGCCUUAGCAGCGGUGGUGGGGGAGGAGGCCUCGGCUCAGGCCUGAGCAGCCAGCUGCGGGCCGGCGGCCGUCUGUCAGCCGGCUCAGGGGGCUCCAGCAUGUCGGGCGGCCUUCGGCUGAGCCAGCUGAGCCAGAUGGGCGCAACCACCGACUCGCUGUCCCAGCAGCAGCAGCAGCAGGCGGCCGCCAUGCGCUACCCGCUUUCCUUCCAGAACCCCCUCUUCCACCUGGCCACGGCUGACGGGCCGCAGCAGCUCCACCACCAGCACAGCCGAGCCCAGCCUCCUCCGCCCCUCCUCCUGGCCCCAGAGCCAGAGCCCUCGCACCCAGCCUAUAUCCCCCAGUUUGCCCAUGGCGGGUUCUCCCGCAGUGAGGACCUGUCCACCCUCAGGCCAGCUCCGGGCCACCUAGGACAGCCCAGCAUCAUUCAUUCGCACAGCUACAGCGAUGAGUACAGCAGGGCUGACUAUGGGAGGCGGCAGAUGUCCAUGCAUGUGCAGGAUAAUCUCCAGCAACAGCAUCAGAUGAUGGCAUCACAGACAGGCACAUCCCACUCCUCUCUGGCCACUCCCCCCUCCACAGUUCAACCUGUGCGCCAGAGUUCCGUGGCCCCGCCUCCUGCUCAGCGCGUCAAAUCCCAGACCUCACAUCAGUUGUCCGUCAGUGCGGCUGCUGCACCUGCCCCUCCUGCAAAAACGCGGCCACCUAGUGGCAACCUGCUCCAAUCACCAGAGUCAGGCUAUGGCGGUCGGCAACCAGCGCCACGGCAGCAACUGUCCGUCAAAGAUAACACAGCCCCUGGACUGCCGCACCAGCAGAGCUCUGUCAGGGAGAGCCAAAGUCCACAGGGGGGCGCCAAUCAGUCUACACAGCAAUCACCACAACAGCAGCAGCAACAACCACAACAGCAUCUGCUUAAACCAUCCAUCAGCAAACAGGGUUCCCAGUCACCCUCGACCCUUAACCCCCCAACGCCAGCCAAUGAGAGAACAGUGGCCUGGGUCUCCAACAUGCCUCACCUUUCAGCAGACAUUGAGAGUUCACGGAUUGACCGUGAGGACUUCAAGCUGAAAGAGUACUCCAAGAGCAUGGAUGAGUCGCGCAUGGACAGGGUGAAGGAGUACGAGGAGGAAAUCCAUUCCCUGAAGGAACGUCUGGUGAUGUCACACAAGAAGCUGGAGGAAUAUGAGAGGAGACUGGUCUCCCAAGAGCAACAGACCAGUAAGAUCCUCAUGCAGUACCAGAACCGGCUGGAUGAUAGCGAGAGGAGGCUACGGCAGCAGCAAGUGGAGAAAGACUCCCAAAUUAAAGGAAUAAUUAACAGGCUCAUGGCUGUGGAGGAUGAAAUCAGGGGAGGACCCGUCAUUGAGCCAAAAACUAGGAUAUUUGCAGAUCAGGAAGAGCAGCUUUCCUCCCUGGGUACACCAGACCCCGGUGUGAAAACUGAAGGUGGAGGGGGAGGAGGAAUGACCACCGAUCCUGGCCCCCGAAUCUCCUCCUUGGACAUCUCCUCUCACAGCUUGCCCCGCAAUGGAGUCCACCCCCAAAGCAUAAACCCUCCCUCUCUCCCCACUCCACAUCUGCAACCUAAUCAGAAUGGAGAGCUCCGUGGCAACCAAACAUCCAACCCCCUGUGACAACUUUUAGACUGGGACCACAGGAUAAACAACAGCAAGACUGUGCAUAGGAAGAGGCGGAGCAGGUCAAAAACAACACAGAAUCAAAUCAGAGAGAGAAGACACAAUUUAAAAACAGACUUCCAUUUUACUCCAAUUUUAACGAAGGAUGUGAUGACUUGCGCAUUUUUCCCAAUUUAUUUUAUUUUUCUCAAGCCAGAGAGAGAAGAAAUUUGUGGGAAGGAGUGGUUAUUGUACACACAUUGUACAAUGCAUUCAGUGUUAACACACCAGACUAAAGGGCUUUCAAAUAAACCUGAUCUAGUUUCCAAAAUGCAGAGUCAGUAGGCUAUCUGUCUUGCAGGACAAGAUUAUGAUAUCCUUUAGAUAUCCUUGGCAGGAUUCUCACAAACUGUACACUGUUAAAAUGAAGCAAACAUGUACAUACAGGUAGAUUCACCUAACCAAGCAGGUAAAUGGAAACAUACUGUGUCACCAGUCGGUGGUCAAAAAAAGAAAAGAAUCAAAUGUAACCAAACACUAUUGAAUGUCUCACAUCCCAAAGACUUCGUAGUAGUCAAUAGAAUAGUGCUAUUUUCCAUCUUGUGGUAUUCAGUGAUUCCCAUGGGAACAGUUCCAUUAAUUUCCUGUCCUGAAAACGCCAGCUCUUACAUGUCAUCAGUCAAGAAGUGAUCAUUUAGUCUGGCUUCCUUAGUGCCUUUGAGUGUAUUACAACAGGGUUUUCGAAACAUCAAAGAAAUAUAUGGUGAUGGUAUUAAUACCCACAAAAGAUGCUGUGAGAGAUAAAUACUAGGACAAGCGAGAUACAGUUUAAGUGUUUGGAUUUCAAAGACAAGCCCCAUGGAAGGUACAUGACACUUUCGAAAGUGUCAACAAUGAACAACCAGACCAGAAUGGGACCGGGCGCAUUUUUUUUCUCUUCUCUUACUCAGAACCGAUGUGUCAUUAACUGGUGCUAAAGAAAAAAACAAAACAGUGCCAUUUCCAACUUGUGUGUGUCUAUCAUAGCACUGCCUCUCAUAUUUGCCACUGUCUAAUUAUCUUUCUCUAUAUGUUUAUUGUCAUUUGUUUUAAUAUAUUAGUAUUUGUCUGUCUGUUUUACACUUUCUGUCUGUCUGUGUGCUUACAGUUUGUUUAGAGGAGGUGAGAUGGAAAUUGUGCAAGGAUAUCAUGAUACUCAAAGAAACUCUCUUACAAUCGUAUAUGAUUUUAACAGUUUGACAGUUUAACAGAACUACAUUUUCCCACUGAAUUUACAGGUAAAUAUGGUCACAACUUUUGUUUCACAAUUGGUUGCAGUCUGACAGGAAUUAUUGUCCUUUCCAAAUGUUACUUUGAGCCUAGUAUAUGUUUUUAUUUUACAGAAUCACAUAACUACUGUUUCAGUUAAUAGUACGGCUGCGGUACAUGAGAGAGUUUGGUCUUGUUAAAUUGGACUGUCAUUAAGUAAGUGUCCUAAUUUACCCUUAAUUUAAGUUUUGUCAGUUAAGUAUUACAUUUGCCUACAUCUAACAGCUAACCUAAAAGGGAUAGUUACUGGCAAUUAAACCAUGCCAGUUUUCCUUUGCUGUAGUCCAUCAAUUCAAGCCUGAAGUGCCUGCGUUCCAAGUACUGUGCUAGUGGAAUCAUUGAGAUUUUAAUUAGAUUGUAUUGCAGAUUAUUGCUACAUACAGUGAAUUUUAGACCUGGGGUCAUGGCCAGCAUGAUUUUUGAUCAUAAAAUACUACACUGUGCACUUCUGGCAUAUCAUUGUUGUGUGUUGGAAUUGUGAUAACUCACUGUUGUACUGUGUAAUCACACCCUCUCAUUUUAUGUAUCAACUGUUCAUUGUUAUCCUUGUUUGGAUGUAAAUUUGUUUUUGCUUUUGUCUUUUUAGCUUCACAUUGGUGGUGCUCUGCAACAAACUUGCCUGGGAUUUGCUUAGAAUUGCAAGCAUUUCUUAUGUCAACAUUCUUAGGACACCACUUUCAUGAGUUUUACUUGUUUGUCAUACCCCAACACUAGUAGAUUGACAAAUUAGAAAGGCAGUUCAAAUGUUCAUUUCAAAAUGGCCAUUGGAUUUACAUGAUUGAAUUGGACAUUAUUGAAUUUCUAAGUAAGUGCUUAUAAUUUUAAAUUGGAGAUGUGGUAUUGAUAAUACUGUGCUGACUACUUUUUUAGUGCAUUAACAAAUGUGCUACACAUUACAUCAGUAUUCCAAGAUAUGGGACAACAGGGUCACUGAUGGAUAGAACAGAAUUAUUAUGAAUAUACCUCAGAGAAAAUUGAGAGACUCAGGUAACCAAGCAAUUGCCUCAGAGCUACACGAGAAUGAGCAAAGAGAUAAUUCCAACUAUGGAAUGACUGCCAUAAGAUAGUUGAUCCAUAUACUGUAGGCCUAUAGCAAGAAAUCUAGUUAUAACUGAAUCACACCUCAUCAAGCACCCCUCCCGUUCCUUCUCUCUCUGUCUCCCUUUUCUCCCCCUAGCCAAUCACGCAGCUUCGUGGAGGACAAUCUGGAACCUAAUUGGCUGAUGCACCAUGGGCAGUCCUCAGCAUGGCCUGGCCAUAUCUCAAGAGCGCUUUCUCGUGAUGCAAUUGGCUGACAAAAGGAGAACUUGGGGCUCUGGUCCCAUUCUCCUUAUCUAAUGGAUGGUCCAGAACCACAGCUGACCGUGUAAGGAUUUGCUGUUUUUUUUACCCGACUUUAUUUGGGCCCUCUCUCUCUGAUUGGAUGACUAGAUUUCCUGUGUUUGACGCUUGUAAUUGGAUAUUUGAUUUUCUUAUAAAAAAAAACUCUCAACAAAAUGGGUUUGUUGGCUCAUCAAGCAUGCGAAGAACAGCUAUGCAGACUGACAUGAUACUAACCUCUUUGGAUUUACAAAAUAAAAGGAAAGACAAAACAAAGACAAAGAAGGCAGAUAGCUACAACCAAGAAAGAGAGCGAGAGAUACUGUACUGUGGGAAAGAUGUAUUUCAAAGGUGCUCUACUUCUUUCCUUUUUUAUGAUUGAUUUGUUUGUAAAGAUUACCCAUUUUUGUUUCACAUUUUACAAUGAUUCUCCCCAAUCUCUUGGUUCAUCCAUUUAGUAAAAAAAAUAUAUUUUGAUCACUCACUUAAAUCAUUAUUUGCCUACAUUUUUAAUUCCUAAACGGUUAAAACUGAUCAUGUUCUUUUUGUCCUUAGUUUUGCAAUCCGUACUUUUAAGUUCAGUUAUUUAUAUUUUUAGGUCUUUAAAAUGAAAUAUGCACAGUCUACAUACACAAGUGAAACAAGUUCAAUCUUACUUCAGUGAACUUUGAAAUGAACACAGUGCAAUGAUUUAUAUUUCUAUAAAUUAUUAUAAAGUAGAAAUGUUCCUGCCCAGAUAUGUAUUUAUUUAAUAAUGACAGACUCCUCUAUCUUAUGAGAGUUCAUAGAUUAAACAUUUUAUAUCAACCAAGUUUUCAUACGACAAUCUUAUGGAACAUUGCCCUUUUAUGGAGAGUGAUUGCCCUUGGAUUGUGAACAAAACUAACAAAGAAAUUGUUGUUUUACCUGCUCCCCUUACAACGAUUUGCACGUUGCUGUUACCUGCACUCCAUUUCUCUCUGGUAAUCAUGAAAGAAUGGAGGAUGGAUGUUGUUUUUGUACUUAAUAAUCGCCGUGUAGUUCUCCAUUAAUGGACGAUUUUAAAUUCCCUGGAUGAAGACAACCUGAAUUUUGUUUAUUUAUUUCAGUCUACGACAUGAGCUUAGUUGAGCACAGAUGAGGUAAACAAGUUUUUUCAGUGGUGAUGUGACAGAAUUCUGGAGCCAGUUGCUAAACUUCUCUUUUAUUUCUUUGUAAUGGACUCCAUUGUCACACAACCCUAUAGUCAAAUCCUUAUGUCACCUUCCAUCUCUACUGUAACCACUGAAAAUGAUUCAUGUCAAACUAGAGAGAGAGAGAUAUUAAAGACUCAUAUUUUAAGUGAUUGAAUGGUUGUGUAUGUGUCUGUAAAUACAGUGUGUGUGUAUAUACUGGAUAAAUGUGUAUAUAUGGUAUGUCUAGGUGUAUAUACAGUGUGUUUGUAUGCAGAGUGUAUAGUUUUUCACUAUCUCUAAUAUCUCUCUCUCUCUCUAUCUCUCUCUCUAUUAUGUCUCCUUAAAGUAGGAAUGUUGAGGCAUGGAAAGUUUAAGAAAACUAGGAUGCACUUUCUGUGCAGACAUUUUAGUGUGGUCUGUCACUUACAGUUAGCACUUGCAUUCUUUAAUAUUUUACACGUAAUAUGCCUCUCUCACAUAAUCUCAUAAACAGGGGCAUUUUUUAAAUAUACAUUUGGGUGACCAAGCAAUGUUUGUACAUAAUAUAUAUAAAGCUAAAUAGAAUAAGACAGUAUUUCCAGUGACCACCAUCUGCGUUUCUUUCAAUUCCUGGAAUUGUUUUGAUUCUUCCUGGUUAUCUGAUUUUAAGUUGAAAUGAGUACAUUAUAUGUUUGCAAUGUCAUUUAAAUUUAUAUAUUUAUCCAAACAACCCGUAUCUAUUUAUCUCCUCGAACUCUGCCUUUUAUUGACUCCUCUUAACGUUUGUCAGGCUAAAAAUUGGUUCAGAUUAUAAUGUUACUUUUAAAAUAUCCUUACAUGCAGAGAAACACUGGUUAUAAUAAUAACAUAUUUGCCAUUGCCAUUAAGUUCUUAUUAAAGUAAGUGUACCUUCAAACCAGAGAUCCCCUCCCCCCUUUACCUUUGACAUUAUAAUAGGUCACACAUAUUCAUAUCCCUUGACAAGCCAUAUAGCCCCCCAACCUCUCUAUUGAUGUUUUGAAAAGGACAGAUAUUCGGGGAUUUUUGUGUAUAUUAAUGGAAGUUGUAUGGAAAUUGAGUGAUGUUGAAGAGUGUAUUUCAAUUGUAUAUGGAUUUGUUAUGAAUGUGGAUAUUCUGAUCAUUUAAUUAUUAUUGAUAUAAUGAUAAUGAUUAUUGCCAUCUUGAUUUUGUUGAUUAAUUAUUUUGAUGCGGUUAAUAACAAGUCCAUCAGUUCUUUUUUGAAAUAGCCGGAAUUUAUAUUUUUCGGGUGGGUGAAUCUUGGAAAUAGAAAUACCUAAAUACAUUAAUAAAUAAACAAAUGAUUAAAU
Molecule: messenger RNA, 11089 nt
Organism: Osmerus eperlanus (European smelt)
Lineage: Eukaryota; Metazoa; Chordata; Actinopteri; Osmeriformes; Osmeridae
Gene: syngap1b
Product: synaptic Ras GTPase activating protein 1b
Exons: 19
Coding region: 2110-6018 (1302 amino acids)
Biological process (GO): negative regulation of Ras protein signal transduction; regulation of GTPase activity
Source: RefSeq, a predicted model, not a curated record